GUUUCGUUUAGAUCGCGUUGCUUCGCGUCGGUGGUCGUCGUGCUGGUGGUCGUGUGAUACACGGGAUCCCUUCGAGUGACGAUCGCCUCGCGUGUGGUCGAUUGGAGCGCGACUGUACCGAUCGAACUUCGACGGUGUGUCGUUGCGUUUACCGUGUGACGAUCGACAGAGUGCUGUUCGCGAGGAAGAAAUGGGCAUUGGUAGGCGCGUGCCGCGUCGCGGUGAACGUUGCGUCGCUGAUCGCCGACAGCGGCGCCAUAACGGGGCGCGUUCGCACGCGAUCACAGUGUGAGACGAGAAAGAAGAAAAGGAGGAAGACGAGCGGAAGCCGGUUGCACGCCGACGAAGCAAGGAGGGAGAGAGAGAGAAAGAGAAAGAGAGAUAGGCCCAGCUUCCGCUUGUAUUGGUUUUUUUUAGUCAGUGCCGUGAUCGUCGCCGCGUGCAAGCACGCUCGUGCGGAGAUUGUGUUAUACCCCAGCGAGAGAACGAGAGCACGCCGAGGGCUGAAAAUGUGAGAAACUUGUUGUUCCGGCUGGUUGGCGGGACACCGGACGAUUUCGUUGACAAGAGUGACAACGGGCUAGUGGACACAGAUCCAGGUCGAGUUAGCAGCAUGACAGCCAUCAACUCGGGUCCGGUCGGGGAAGUGGGCGGCGUCAGGCUGCCGUUGCAGUCAUUACAUGGGUACAGAUCUGUGUUCAUGUACUCGGCGUCGACGAGUCCCGGGGGUGGAGGUGGUCAGAGUGGCGGAGGCGGAGGCGAAGUGACCCUCCGCCUCCGCGAACCCGAGGACAUUCCCGAAGAAGUUCUUGCACGCCUCGAGGACACAGCCACCCUCUCCAUCUCUCUUCAAGGCGACGCAUUGCUGAGGCUGGGGGCGGCUGGCACGGGUAACGGGAAUUUAGAACUGUUCGAUAGUGAGAGCGGGCCGGACCUCACACUAUCACCUCAGACCUUCACGUCGACGGCGGAGGCCUUCAUCAAUGACAAUAGCGAUAGUCUUGGUGUUCCAGGAGACAACGAUACGGAUAUAAGAAUUGAGAGAAGAAUGGAGGAUGGUUGUAAAAAUUUCGCGGAAGAAAAUGCAGCGGAAAUUCCUGCUCCCCUAAGCGAGCAUUAA
Molecule: messenger RNA, 1120 nt
Organism: Eufriesea mexicana
Lineage: Eukaryota; Metazoa; Arthropoda; Insecta; Hymenoptera; Apidae
Exons: 5
Coding region: 614-1120 (168 amino acids)
Source: RefSeq, a predicted model, not a curated record